AGUGCAGUUAUGGCAACAAACAACUGUAACAAGACUAUUUUCAAAUGUUCCAACUGACUUUGGAGACGUCAUGGUCGAUUCCACUACAACAGGUCUUAACCUUGAGGCGACAACCACCAUCUUUCUCAGGCUAAGCCUGAAUUUGACAUAUACAAUCGAGUAUCGGGUUUUAGGAUCAACUGCUUACAGCACUUUUGGUGUCCAAGAUCGAAUACCAGGUGCUGAAUCAGUUCUCUGCAAUGCAAGGGACCGUAGACAUCGUGUCUCUCCGAGUGACACAGAUCCUUCCGGGCUCGACAGCCACAACUACUACAGUCGACGUUGAGGUAGUGACCACGGCAUCCCAAGUGUCGAGCGUCCAAGGAAGGCUGACUAACAUUACCGCACCUGGUCAAAUACUUGGUGGGGCUACCGUCAUCUCUUCGCAAGUGGCCUUGACAGCUCCAGUUUGCAGCGUUCGAGUGGAUCUUGUCUUCGUCUUGGAUGGAACUGGUAGCGUGGGAGCCGACAAUUUUGAGAGGAUGAAGACCUUCGUGCAGAAGAUGAUCAGCGACUUUGAGAUUGGGUCCGAGGCAACGCGCAUCGGCGUGGUCGUCUACUCCCACCGUGCAGAGCUGGCGAUCAGCUUGGAUGCCUUUGAGGACGGAGGAGCUCUGCAAGAUGCGGUCGCUGCCAUCGCAUACCCGGGCGGUUACACUCGAACAGGAGCAGCCAUCGACUACACCACCACGUCUGCCUUCUCCACAAGAAACGGGGCUCGAGAAGGAGUCGUCAGAGUAGCCAUCAUCCUCACCGAUGGCAUAUCAUAUGAUGACCCUUCGGAGCCGGCUCAGAGUAUGCGCAAGGCGGCCAUUAUCACCUAUGCCGUGGGGAUCGGAAGCAAUCUUGACCGCGAUCAGCUGGAUGUUAUUGCCGGAGUGCCAGAGAACCUGAUGAUGCUGGAUAACUUCAGCAUGCUGGACAACCUGCGAACCACCCUGCCCGGUCGAGUCUGUGCCGGCGCUACCAGUGAACAGAUUCUCAUCAGAAUCCUCAUCACAUCAACACGAUUCGAUGUCUCUCUGUUGAACGCCAACUCUACAGCAUUCCAGACCAUCUUGUACCAAAUCAACACAGCCUUCCUUGGCUACUUCCCUGGAGUCCCUGGAUUCACCGCACCUCUGGUGUCUCUAGCACCUGGUCCUACUGGUGACUCCGUCGUGGCCAUGUGUUUGGGAUGGGUGCCAGCGUUUGCCUCCAACACCGUAAGAUCUGGUUUACUGACCGCGCCAGCACAGCUCAACAAUCUAACCAUCGACACGACAUUCACAAGUGUCGUAGCUGCACGUACAUCCGUGGUCUUCGCCAGGCUAGUUGUGAAUGUGAACUACACAGCAGAGUACCAAGUCCGUGGGUCUGCUGCAUACGACGCCUUGAUUCUUCGGCUGCAAUACCAGGUGCUGAAUCAGUUCUCUGCAAUGCAAGGGACCGUAGACAUCGUGUCUUUGCGAGUGACACAGAUCCUUCCGGGCUCGACAGCCACAACUACUACAGUCGACGUUGAGGUAGUGACCACGGCAUCCCAAGUGUCGAGCGUCCAAGGAAGGCUGACUAACAUUACCGCACCUGGCCAAAUACUUGGUGGGGCUACCGUCAUCUCUUCGCAAGUGGCCUUAACAGCUCCAGUUUGCAACGUUCGAGUGGAUCUUGUCUUCGUCUUGGAUGGAACUGGUAGCGUGGGAGCCGACAACUUUGAGAGGAUGAAGACCUUCGUGCAGAAGAUGAUAAGCGACUUUGAGAUUGGGCCCGAGGCAACGCGCAUCGGCGUGGUCGUCUACUCCCACCGUGCAGUGCUGGCCCUCAGGUUAGAUGCAUUUGAGGACGAAGGAGCACUACAAGAUGCGAUCGCUGCCAUCGCAUACCCGGGCGGUUACACCUUGACAGGAGCGGCCAUCGACUACACCACCAUGUUUGCCUUCUCUACAAGAAACGGUGCUCGAGAAGGAGUCAUCAGAGUAGCCAUCAUCCUGACCGAUGGCAUAUCAUUUGAUGACGUAGCGAAUCCAGCUCAGAGUAUGCGCAAGGCGGCCAUCAUCACCUAUGCCGUGGGGAUCGGAAGCAAUCUUGACCGCGAUCAGCUUGACAUAAUUUCUGGAUCCCGACGUAACCUGUUUAUGUUGGAUGACUUUAGCAAACUAGAAGACCUGAGAACUCAAUUGCCUAGCCGGGUUUGUGACGUUGGCUCCAGCGUUGUGUCCAUCGUGUCCUUAGUAGUAACAUCUCAAGAAUACCGACUGGAGCUUCUGGAUGCUAAUUCUACACUGACGUUUGGUUUAAUUGCUGAGAUCCAAUUCGCUUUAAAUGCUAUCAGUGAUACCACACAAGGACUGUUAACCUGGCAGUCAAUUUGCUUCCUACCAGGGCCUUUCGGAGCCGUCGCCGUGUCACUGCAACUUGCAGCACAGCCAUUUGCUGUCAAUACCAUUGAAACAACAAUCGCCACCCUCACAUCACUGGGAAGUCUUCAAAUCAAUCCAUCAUUAACAACUAUAACAGAUGGCGCUACAAGAAGAAGUAUUAUCAUCACGCUGGAACUCCAUCUCACCUACACAGUGGAAUUUGGGGAUGUUUCGUCAGUGUCCUAUACCAACUUGAGUGUCAUUUUAGAAAAUGGGUUACUGCAAAAAUUCACGGACAGCCCAGCAGACAUCCAGUCGGUAUCUAUUACGUCGGUGGCUCCUGGACCGACCGCAACUACCACAUCGGUAACUGUGAGUGUAGUGACGCUAGGUGCAAAUGUCGACGCCACCACCCAAAUCAUUGUCAACACUACAGCGCCUGGAGCACGGAUUGGACCCUUGCCUGUAGUCUCGUCUACGGUUGGAGAUACGACUCCUCCCUGUAGUGCAGUAGCAGACAUUGUCUUUGUUGUGGACGGCACUGGCAGCGUCGGCCUGGAGAACUUCGAGCGAAUGAAGACCUUCAUCAGCCAGUUGCUCGCCUUCUUGGAUAUUGGAGAAAAUGCCGUUCGCGUCUCUAUCGUUCAGUAUGCAGUUCAAGCCCGCACAGAGUUCUUCCUUGACCAGUACUUCGACCUCCAGGCCCUGCAAGACGCAGUGGAAGCUAUUCAAUACAUGGGCGGCUACACAAAGACGGGUAAUGCCAUCGACUUCGCCACCAAUGUCCACUUCGACGUCAGGAACGGCGCCCGAGCCACCGUGACCAAGAUAGUUGUCGUCAUCACCGACGGCAUAUCUCAGGACGACGUCCAACGUCCUGCUCGGAGGAUGCACCAGGCAGGAAUCGUCACCAUCGCUGUUGGUGUGGGCUCCAACCUGGAUAGCGACCAGCUACUGGCUAUCGCAGGAGAUCCCAACACUCUCCUGUCUCUUGAUGAUUUCGACAGACUACAGGACUUGACUACUACCCUGCCCAGCAUGCUUUGCGACGUUGGUACCAGUCAGCAGAUUGUCGUCUCCAUCUGUGUCACAACUACAUACGAUGUCCUGAUUCUCAACGCCAAUUCCAGUGUUUCCACGGCACUUUUCCAACAAGUUGUUCAAGGGUUGACGACCACCGUUACAAGCAGUCCUGGUAUAGCAGCCCUCCAACCCAUUGGCUUCGCACCUGGCUGCGGAGGCGUAGUUUCGACCGUGCAAUGCGCCGUUGCUCCCUUCGCCCUGGAUACUGUACAGACCACCUUCCAGGAUCUACAACCCGACUUCGGAGACUUGACGAUUGAUCCUGGGCAAACUACCGUUGUGUCUGCUGACACCAGAACAACCAUCAUAGUCACAGUGGAGCUAACUCUCACCUACAUCGAGGACUACCAAGAUACGUCGUCAACGGCCUAUGUCGACUUGGGUGUCACUAUCGAAGAUGCGGUGCUCCAAGCAGUCACCACCACCCCGGCAGACGUCCAGUCGGUAUCCCAUUACUUCAGUGGCUCCUGGAACGACCGCAACAAGCACAUCGGUGACUGUGAGUGUAGUGGCGCUAGGUGCAAAUGUCGACGUCACCACCCUGCAGUAGCAGACAUUGUCUUUGUGUGGACGGCACUGGCAGCGUCGGGCCUGGAGAACUUCGAGCGAAUGAAGACCUUCAUCAGCCAGUUGCUCGCCUUCUUGGAUAUUGGAGAAAACGCCGUACGCGUCUCUAUCGUUCAGUAUGCAGUUCAAGCCCGCACAGAGUUCUUCCUUGACCAGUACUUCGACCUCCAGGCCCUGCAAGACGCAGUGGAAGCUAUUCAAUACAUGGGCGGCUACACAAAGACGGGUAAUGCCAUCGACUUCGCCACCAAUGUCCACUUCGACGUCAGGAACGGCGCCCGAGCCACCGUGACCAAGAUAGUUGUCGUCAUCACCGACGGCAUAUCUCAGGACGACGUCCAACGUCCUGCUCGGAGGAUGCGCCAGGCAGGAAUCGUCACCAUCGCUGUUGGUGUGGGCUCCAACCUGGAUAGCGACCAGCUACUGGCUAUCGCAGGAGAUCCCAACACUCUCCUGUCUCUUGAUGAUUUCGACAGACUACAGGACUUGACUACUACCCUGCCCAGCAUGCUUUGCGACGUUGACGACCACCGUACAAGCAGUCCUGGUAUAGCAGCCCUCCAACCCAUUGGCUUCGCACCUGGCUGCGGAGGCGUAGUUUCGACCGUGCAAUGCGCCGUUGCUCCCUUCGCCCUGGAUACUGUACAGACCACCUUCCAGAAUCUACAACCCGACUUCGGAGACUUGACGAUUGAUCCUGGGCAAACUACCGUUGUGUCUGCUGACACCAGAACAACCAUCAUAGUCACAGUGGAGCUAACUCUCACCUACACCGAGGACUACCAAGAUACGUCGUCAACGGCCUAUGUCAACUUGGGUGUCACUAUCGAAGAUGCGGUGCUCCAAGCAUUCUCCACCACCCCGGCAGACGUCCAGUCGGUAUCCAUUACUUCAGUGGCUCCUGGAACGACCGCAACAAGCACAUCGGUGACUGUGAGUGUAGUGGCGCUAGGUGCAAAUGUCGACGCCACCACCCAAAUCAUCAUCAACACCACAGCUCCGGGGACACAGCUCGGAAACUUGCCUGUAGUGUCAUCUUCUGUUGGAGAUACAACGCCACCAUGUUCUGCCGUUUUGGAUCUUGUGUUUGUGCUUGAUGGCACUGGUAGUGUCGGUGAAGAGAACUUUGAGAGGAUAAAGGCUAUUGUUCAGAAGUUAGUGACGAAUUUCAACAUAGGUGCCGGCCAGACCCGCGUUGGUAUAAUUCAGUAUGCCAACAUUCAACAAAUGGAGAUUAGUCUUGAUGCGUACAGUGAUGUUGACAGCUUAGUGGAAGCCAUUGGAAACAUCGGAUACAUAGGUGGGAACACCCUAACCGGACAAGCUCUUGAUUACACCUGGAAGUUUGGGUUUUCUCCCAACAACGGUGCUCGCACUGGUGUUGUGCAAGUGGCCAUAGUAAUCACGGAUGGGGUUUCUGAUGAUGAAGUAUCAAACCCGGCACAAAGGAUGCGCAAGGCACAGAUUGUCACCUACGCAGUUGGGAUUGGCAGCAACCUUGACAAUGAUCAACUCCUCUCUAUUGCUGGCACCGCAGGAAAUGUCGUUAUGCUUUCAGACUUUAACCGUUUAACAGACUUGGCAACUACUCUUCCACAACAAGUUUGUGAGGUCGGCAGAGGUGUCCAGCUCUUCAUCGGUCUAUCUGUCCCCUCUGUGACAUUCGACGAUAAUCUCUUGAAUGCGGACUCUUCAGCAUAUGUGACUCUUGUGCAGCAGGUCAAUUCAGGGGUGACUCAAACUUUGGGCCAGAUUGCAGGACUGAAUGUCAUCCAAGUCAUCAACUUUGUACCUGUGGAUACUGGAGUUGUUGUUUACUGCCAGGCGUCGGCUGGUCUUUGGGCAUCAGACUCCGUGACUCAGUCCAUUGUCUCACUGACAGCCUCUUUUGGACCCUUGACUAUUGACCCAGCAGCAACCGAGGUUGCACCAUUGGAUGCUGUGAAUUUGUAUGUAUCGAUGGAGAUCCAGCAAGCGUUCAGUGGUGAACUCAUGAAUCCAUCAAGUGCUGACUUCCAGACACUUAGUACCAGCCUACAAAUCAAUACAUUCAACACAAUUCAAGGAGCAUUGUCUGUCAGCAUAAUUCAAUUCAGCGCAGGUUCCACUGCCACCACCACCUAUGUCGUACUGCUCAUCGUGGUGAAGACAUCAGUUCAAACUACCUUCAUCCAAAACUUUGAUACUGCCAUCCAAUCUGGCUCAUAUGGAACUUUGACUGUUGUCUCUGGUUCUAUCGCGAUAACAGAGCCUCCCUGUCCAAAUGAGCUGGAUAUCAUCUUUGUGCUGGAUGGAUCUGGCAGUGUCGGAAGUGACAACUUUGAGAAGAUAAAAACCUUCGUUAGCAAGACUGUGGCCCGCUUCAACAUUGGCCUUACAGAGACCCAGUUCGGUGUCAUUCAGUACAAUACCCAGCCCCAUUCUGAGAUCCUCCUGAAUGACCAUCAAGACGCAGCGUCUCUCCAACAGGCCAUCUCUGAUAUCCGCUACCUUCAGGGUGGCACGAACACGGGACAAGCCUUACGGUAUCUCGCAAACAACGCCUUCUCGACCAAGAACGGUGCCCGUGCAGGAGUCAGCAAGAUGGCGAUUGUUGUCACCGAUGGCCAGUCCGCUGACGAUGUUGUGCGACCUGCACUGAAUGCUGGGAAAGAGGGUAUCGUCUUGUACGCUGUCGGGAUUGGAGGAGAGGUAGACUACCAGGAGCUGCGGGACAUUGCCAGCUCAGCCGAUAAGGUCUUUAACGUCACAGACUUUAGUGGAUUGCAGAGCAUCGGAAAUACCCUUCCAGACCAGGUCUGCCAAACUGGAGUUGAGGUCUUUGUCCAAAUCCCCAUCACCAGCCAGACGUUCACUGGAGAACUGCUCAACCCCCUGUCAGUGGAAUAUACCUCCUUCAGUGCUGUCAUUGCAGGCUGGGCAACAACAACAUUGCAGAGUGUGUCUGGGUUCCAGAGCUACCAAAUUGUGGCCAUCAGACCUUCGUAA
This is a messenger RNA of Branchiostoma belcheri (Belcher's lancelet), 7016 nucleotides long. Its product is annotated as collagen alpha-3(VI) chain-like. NCBI's taxonomy places the organism in Eukaryota, Metazoa, Chordata, Leptocardii, Amphioxiformes, Branchiostomatidae. Bases 240 to 7016 code for a protein of 2258 amino acids. The transcript is spliced from 43 exons. The record is from RefSeq and is a predicted model, not a curated record.